ACAAGAAAAUUUAUUUAAUUACAUCUGACUAUCUCACCUGCUUCCUUUCCAGCAAAUGUACAGCCACCAUUUCCAUUUCCAUUUCCACCCUCUCAUCAGUUACUUCAAUUUCAUUUCAUUAAUUAUUAGUAAUACUUUAUAUUUUACAUUUACUUCACCCAUGCCUUCCUUCUUGCUCUCCAUUCUUUCUCUCUCUUCAUCUACAACAAAACAACUUAAAGCUUCCAUUUUUAUGCUACCCAUUUCAACCCCACAUAACCCAUUUCAUUUUUUUUAACACAACAUUAUGGAAUCUUUGUUCUAGAUGCUUGAACAAAUAAUAGUGAUUUAAAAAAUCUUCACUUUGUUCAAGCUGUCAUUUUUUUUUCUCUCUCUUUCUUAAUGAGAAUGCUCUAAGUGUUGGUGACAAUAAUGAUGUUUUGUUUCUUAUUGGACCGACAUUUUGCAAAAACCACAAACAUUGUAGCUGAGAAAACAACACAAUAAUGUCUGAAGGGUGAUCACAAAAUCACAUUGUUUUCAGCAUGAGAACACUGUGUCAAAUUCAUCUUUCUCAUGCUCUAUUCAUUCCCAUUUUCUGUUUGUUUUGGUCUAUUGCAACUGUUUCACCAGCAACUGAGAAAGAGAUUUUACUUCAAUUCAAGGGUAACAUCACAGAGGAUCCAUACAAUACAUUGAGUUCAUGGGUUUCAAGUGGAGACCCUUGUCAAAAUUACAAAGGUAUUUUCUGUAACAUUGAAGGAUUUGUAGAAAGAAUAGUGCUUUGGAACACUAGCUUAGGUGGUGUGUUGUCACCAGCACUCUCAGGGUUGAAGAGGUUGAGGACAUUGACAUUGUUUGGAAAUCGAUUUUCGGGUAAUAUCCCAGAUGAUUAUGCUGAACUUAAGUCAUUGUGGAAGAUCAAUGUGAGUUCCAAUGUGUUAUCCGGUUCGAUACCGGAUUUUAUUGGUGAUUUGCCUAACAUUCGGUUUCUAGAUUUAUCAAAGAAUGGUUUUAUUGGAGAGAUACCUUCUGCUUUGUUUAGGUACUGUUACAAAACUAAGUUUGUUUCUCUUUCUCAUAACAAUCUUGUUGGUUCAAUUCCUUUAUCUCUGGUGAAUUGCAUAAACCUUGAAGGCUUUGAUUUUUCUUUCAAUAAUCUUAGUGGUGUUGUCCCUUCUAGAAUCUGUGAUAUUCCUAUGUUAUCAUAUGUAUCUCUGAGAAGCAAUGCCUUAUCAGGGAGUGUGAAAGAGUACAUUUCUGCAUGCCAUAGUCUAAUGCAUUUGGAUUUUGGUAGUAAUAGAUUUACUGAUUUGGCUCCAUUCAGCAUCCUUGGAAUGCAAAAUCUUACCUAUUUCAAUAUAUCCUAUAAUGGGUUUGAAGGUCAAAUUCCUGAUAUGACUUCAUGUAGUGAGAGAUUAGAGAUCUGUGAUGCUUCGGGGAAUAAUUUGGAUGGGGUGAUUCCAUCCAGCAUAACUAGAUGCAAGAACCUAAAACUCUUGUCAUUGGAGUUGAAUAGGCUGAAGGGGAGUAUCCCGGCUGAUAUUCAGGAGUUGCGAGGGCUAUUGGUUAUCAAACUGGGCAAUAACUCGAUAGGCGGAAUGAUUCCUGAGGGGUUCGGCAACAUUGAGCUGCUUGAAUUGCUGGAUUUGAGCAACCUAAACCUCACUGGCGAAAUUCCGGUUGACAUAACAAAUUGCAAGUUUCUUCUUGAGCUGGAUGUCUCUGGUAAUAACUUAGAUGGUGAGAUUCCUCCGGCCAUUUACAAAAUGACAAAUCUUGAAGCCCUUGACCUACGUUAUAACCAGCUUAAGGGAAGCAUCCCCUCAAGCCUAGGAAACCUGUCAAGGAUCCAAUACCUAGAUCUAUCACAUAAUUCACUUGCUGGUUCAAUCCCUCCUUCUCUUGGAGAUUUAAAUAACUUGACACAUUUUGAUCUCUCAUUCAACAAUCUCUCUGGUGUCAUUCCUGAUAUUGCAACCAUACAGCAUUUUGGUGCACCUGCAUUUUCCAAUAAUCCUUUCCUCUGUGGCGCUCCUUUGGAAACCACUUGCUCAAUAAACGGAACUAGAUCAUCGUCUUCACCUCCUGGGAAGACUAAAAUUCUCAGCGUCUCUGCAAUUAUUGCCAUUGUUGCUGCAGCUGUCAUUCUUACUGGGGUUUGUUUGGUGACCAUCAUGAGUAUUAGAGCCCAACGUAGAAAAAAGGACAAUGAUCAGAUUAUGAUUAUUGAUGAGAGUACACCUCUAGGAUCAAGAUCAACAGAAUCAAAUGUUAUAAUUGGAAAGUUGGUUCUCUUCAGCAAAAGUUUACCAUCAAAAUAUGAAGAUUGGGAGGCAGGCACUAAAGCAUUGCUUGAUAAAGAGUCUUUGAUAGGUGGUGGAUCGAUUGGUACAGUCUACAAAACCGAUUUUGAAGGUGGCAUCUCAAUUGCAGUGAAGAAGCUUGAGACUUUGGGAAGGAUCAGAAAUCAGGAGGAAUUCGAAAACGAAAUCGGGAGACUAGGUAACAUUCAACACCAUAAUUUAGUUGCCUUUCAAGGUUACUACUGGUCCUCUUCAAUGCAAUUGAUUUUGUCAGAGUUUGUUUCAAAUGGGAAUCUUUAUGAUAAUCUACACGGGCAUGGUUAUCCUGGAACAAGCACAAGUAGAGGUAAUAGGGAAUUAGAUUGGUCUAGAAGGUUCCAAAUUGCACUUGGAACUGCAAGAGCCCUUGCCUAUCUCCACCACGACUGUCGACCUCCGAUCCUUCACCUCAACCUUAAAUCCUCUAAUAUUCUCUUAAAUGACAAGUAUGAAGCCAAGUUAUCUGAUUUUGGAUUAGGAAAGUUGUUACCGAUUUUGGAUAAUUACGGUUUGACCAAGUUCCACAAUGCUGUUGGUUAUGUUGCACCAGAGUUAGCUCAAAGCUUUAGGCAGAGUGAGAAGUGUGAUGUUUAUAGUUUCGGAGUCAUUCUUUUGGAGCUGGUUACAGGGAGGAAGCCUGUAGAAAGUCCAACCACAAGUGAGGUUGUGGUUUUGUGUGAAUAUGUGAGAGGCCUGUUGGAGACUGGCUCGGCUUCACAUUGUUUUGAUAGAAAUUUACUGGGAUUUACUGAGAGUGAAUUGAUUCAGGUUAUGAGAUUGGGGAUAAUAUGUACUUCGGAGGAUCCUUUAAGGAGACCAAGCAUGGAUGAGAUUGUUCAGGUCCUUGAGUCCAUCAGAAAUGGAUUGGAAUCUCAUUAACCAGUAAGAGCUUUUCCAUGCAACUCAGAGUUAGAGUAAUUGGUUAAUUAUUAAACUCUUCCCGGAACGUUAGUAUCAGAUGGAGCAUACAUGGAAGGAAAUCCAGAUCAACUCUGGUUGCUAGAGGGGGGGAGGAGAGGAUGAAAAUUCUUUAGUAAUUCAUUUUAUAUCAGUAUUACCAUUUUUUUAUAUAGAAUUUGUAACAUUGCAAUAAAAGCAGUUAUUCAUUCCAUUGUUUCAAAUGUUUUCAAGGGAAAAACUGCCUAUUAUUCGCA
This is a messenger RNA of Trifolium pratense (red clover), 3478 nucleotides long. Its product is annotated as probable LRR receptor-like serine/threonine-protein kinase At1g12460. NCBI's taxonomy places the organism in Eukaryota, Viridiplantae, Streptophyta, Magnoliopsida, Fabales, Fabaceae. The transcript is spliced from 2 exons. The coding region runs from base 525 to 3203 and encodes 892 amino acids. The record is from RefSeq and is a predicted model, not a curated record. Gene Ontology annotation, molecular function: ATP binding; protein kinase activity; protein binding. Gene Ontology annotation, biological process: protein phosphorylation.